CCAAUCCAAACACUUCACUCGUGCAGAGAGAGAAAUCGUCGUCGCGUAGAGAGAGAAUCUUCGAAUUCUGAAUUGAAUUUCUGUGUAAUUCGCAGAUCUGCGCUAACUACAGAAUGUCGGGGAAAGGAGCCAAGGGUUUAUUGACGGGAAAAACUCCGGCUUCCAAGGACAAAGACAAGGACAAGAAGAAACCUAUCUCUCGCUCUUCUCGCGCCGGACUUCAGUUUCCUGUUGGUCGUAUCCAUAGGCUCCUGAAGGAGCGAGCGACUGCUCAUGGAAGAGUCGGUGCCACUGCUGCUGUCUACUCUGCUGCCAUAUUGGAGUACCUAACUGCUGAAGUCUUGGAGUUGGCUGGGAAUGCUAGCAAGGAUUUGAAAGUGAAGCGUAUCACACCCCGGCAUCUGCAGCUGGCCAUUCGUGGUGAUGAGGAGCUCGAUACCCUCAUCAAAGGAACCAUUGCUGGUGGUGGCGUGAUCCCCCACAUACACAAGUCGCUCAUCAACAAAUCUUCCAAGGAAUGAGACAGCAAUUAGCAGACAUCGAGGGGGGUUUUAAGGUUCUAGGAUUAGGCUGUCUACCUGUUUAGAAGUUCUAUUUUGUGGCAUGUUGUGAAGUGAAAACAGUUUAUUGGAUCCUGUUCAAGAAUUCAAGAGACGUUCGGGCGCA
Messenger RNA from Salvia hispanica, 666 nucleotides. Its product is annotated as putative histone H2A variant 3. Lineage: Eukaryota; Viridiplantae; Streptophyta; Magnoliopsida; Lamiales; Lamiaceae. Gene Ontology annotation, cellular component: nucleosome. The record is from RefSeq and is a predicted model, not a curated record. Gene Ontology annotation, molecular function: structural constituent of chromatin; protein heterodimerization activity; DNA binding.